AUGGCAUCUGCCAGGAUGAAAAGCCUUGAUGGGACCAUACAGGAUCUGAACGUCGGUCCCAAUCAUGUCAAUCAGCGCCAGAAUAAUCUACCCCUACCUUCCAGACCCAAGAAUGAAGCAAAUUUGAAAUCUAAGGAUUCAGAACCGCCGCCGGGGCAGACUCUUACAGGAAAACAAGAGCAUUAUCUCAAGAGAGAAUUGAUAUCGGGACAGGUGGUCUAUGAGAUAUCAGAGCUAGCUUCCACGACCGCUCUCCAGCGCUUCGGAGCGCCUUUCAGAUCAGAAUUCGGAGAGGUCGCCCCAGUCGACUCAGAUCUACCCUUACUCCGGUACAUUUUUGUUCACCAUGUCCGGAACUUCCCAUUCCUUGAUCAGGCCAGAGAGAAGGAGUUCUGGCAAGACAAACUCCAAGUAUUUCUCGAAAGCUUUGCUGGCAAACACAUCUCGUCUAGCGAGGAUAGACUGGAAGAAACUAAGAGGAGGAAGCUUGCAAUAAAGGCACAAAAGCUGGUGGAAUUGAUGAUGGUGUCCGGUAUACCUACAGCGUCUGGCUAUGAGGAACGCAUACGGUUCUCAGAGCUUGAAGUGGUGGACCGGGGCGCCAAUGAACAAGGCUUGUUAGUGAAUGCGCCUGAAGGCAACUCGAUCAAUGGCUGGGAUGUGAACGUAGCUGGUGUGAGGACAACGUCUGUGAAGCGGACAGUGCGAUAUCAUCAGCAUGCGGAGUUUCUGAUACGAGUCAAACAAGCCGGCAAACCAGAUAUCUACGUAGGCCGAAGAUACGGAGAAUUUUCAAAGUUGCAUAAGCGUCUGCGAACCGAACUUCCGGGCAAAGUUCUAGCUCCAUUACCUCGAAAGAACAAAAGCCACACAACGUCAACGUUCCUCGGCGCUGGUGGCGAUGACGAUGCUUCAUCAGUCUCAUCGGUAUCUACCCAAAACACCCAAGCAGCCGGUCCAGAUGAGAGUAGCUCUUUUCUCCACCUGAUGGGGAGGGGACAUUCUCGCUCUACAUCAGCCCAGUCCCGUUCACCAAGAGCUUCUAGCGAUUUCACUAGAGAGAAGGUUGUUUUAUAUCGAGAGGAUCAACGAGUCUCCCUGAGAGCCUUCUUGCGGACGUUUCUCCAGAACCCGCAGAUAGCCGAGUCAAAGGCAAUGCAGGAGUUCCUUACGGGUCAUACUGUCAAACUUAAUGAAGAAGAGAUGAUUGAUAUUGAAAAACGGAAAACGAUGGACGAGAAACGGAUUGAAGAACAGAAACGCUUUUACGAGAUUGCCAGAGAACGUGCCCGGGACUUAGAUAUUUACAUGGAGAGAUUCAGGCGGGACAUUGUCGAGCGCAAUGGACUCACCAAGUUGUUCAAGGAGAUCAAAGAUAAAGAGGAGAUUGCCGAUCUGAGCGUGGAAUACCAGAAAUUUGCUGAAUGGCUGCGAAUAGAGGUUGCCGCAACAAUCUAUCAUAUCUUCCUCGCUGAGGAUAAUUCUCCAGAAGUCUUGGCGCAAGCCAAACGCAUACAUUCUAUGAUACCCUAUGCUGCAUUGAAGCAAGUAAUACGAUUUGCCAACCCAGCAGCAGUGAUGAGCGGUGUUCUCGACCUUUUCCUCGCACAGCCCUUCGGUACACGAUCUCUUGCGCAACGAAUUUUUGGCCUGGCCCUCAACGACGGCAUCAAGUCAUUUCAAAAAUCAAUCGACUCCCUGAUCCUUAAAAUCAACGACCCGAUACUUUGUGAGAAGCUGAAACGCUUUUGUAACGCGGAUGAAGAUACGAAGAACGAAAUACGAAGCGAAGCUGUCGCUGAAGAUAUCGAUUUAAUAGUGGCCAUAUUACGCUCCGAGAAGUUCGCUCCGGAUUUGACGCCUCAGCAGAUUGGGACGGUUUUCAAUGCUUUUGUUGCUUGGAAUAACGCCAUAGACAACAUCGACGAGGAGAUGAAACAAGGCGCCCAACUGUUCGCCUACCUCAAACAGCUCCUAAAGAUGUACACUCGGCAGCGCGACAAAGCCCAAAUGCUCUCGGUGAUCGAAGAACCUGUCACCCUCCACCUCUUCCGCGAUCUCUUCACUAUCUUCUACGAACCCCUCGUCCGUGUCUACAAAUCCGCCAAUGUCUACAGCUCUGUCACUGACUUCGCUUCCUUCGCCGAUGACAUGUUCUCCGUCCUCACCACCGCUCAGCGUCAAGACGUCUCGGCCGAUCCAAACCAAACAGUCCAAUCCUUCAUCGAUCUCUGCGCUCGUCAUCAAGAUAAUUUCUACAAAUUCGUUCACGAAGUACACAUCCACGAUAACGGCUUGUUUACCCAACUGAUGGGCUGGCUUGAAGGUAUCCUCGAGUUCCUCCGCCACGGCCCCAAAGGAGGGAAAUUAGAUAUGAACGCCCUAUUCCAAGGUGCUGUCGACGUAGGCAACAUCGACAAACAAAGUGCCAUCGCCGAAAUCAACGCUCUCAUCAAAUGGCAAGAAGAGCGCAAGAAAUGGCACCAAGACAAAACCCGACAAAAAAUGGCCGUUGACUCCACCUCCUCUCCCAACGGCGGUCCCACGCCGCCUGGUUCGGCCACUUUCCGCAGCAGUGACUUCGGUCUCAACGAGGCCGAUUUGGCAGAUAUGCAGGACGAUGAUGACAGUGACGAAGACGAAGAAGACGAACAGGAUGACGCUGACCCUAUCGCCGGUGAGCGGAAACGGAGAGCGAAGCAAGCUGAUAGGCUGAGGAGAACGGCUGGGGAGCCGGUGAAGCCGGAUGUCACCGAGCUGGUGGGAAUGAGGGAGGGGUUCCUCGCUAUGCUUAGGAUGGUGCUUGCGGAUUGA
Letharia columbiana is the source of this 2814-nucleotide messenger RNA. RefSeq lists its product as uncharacterized. Lineage: Eukaryota; Fungi; Ascomycota; Lecanoromycetes; Lecanorales; Parmeliaceae. Bases 1 to 2814 code for a protein of 937 amino acids. The transcript is spliced from 5 exons. The record is from RefSeq and is a predicted model, not a curated record. Gene Ontology annotation, molecular function: phosphatidylinositol binding.